Molecule: messenger RNA, 1617 nt
Organism: Acanthoscelides obtectus
Lineage: Eukaryota; Metazoa; Arthropoda; Insecta; Coleoptera; Chrysomelidae
Source: the annotation of a GenBank genome assembly
ACAAAACACAUAAGACUGAUCGUUGAUAUCUAACCUGGAAAUGUCAUCUCUUCAAAAAAGGGUCAUCCUUGAAUUUGUUAAAAAAAUUUAAAUUUGAAUAGACUUUGGAUUGGAAUAAUUAAUUUUUGGCAACCGUUAUCAUUUUAGUAAGUCUUUGACCUCACAGAAUCCAAAAUACGAAGCAUGUCGCUGUGUCAAAUCGUGUCGAAAUGAGGUUCUUUUUCACUUUUAUUUUCGAAUAACGUGAAUUUCAUUUGAAGUUAACGAUGGGUAGGAGAAAGUUCAUAUACUAAACUUUUACAUGAAAUAUUUAGACAAUAAGCUCAGCAGCAAAAUGAGUUUAGCUACUACUUCUAAAAAUAGUAAUUUUGAAAUUGUGUGCAAAAAUUUAGUAUGCGGGGGUAUAGCUGGUAUGAUUUCAAAAACAACAGUUGCCCCUUUGGAUAGAGUAAAAAUUUUAUUACAAGCCCAAAGUCAUCACCACCAAUCACAUGGUGUUACAAAGGGUUUGAAACAUAUUAUCCAGAAAGAAGGGUUUUUAGCCCUUUAUAAAGGCAAUGGAGCUCAAAUGGUGCGAAUUUUUCCUUACGCAGCUUCCCAAUUUACGGCAUUCGAGAUAUACAAAAAGUACCUAGAUGGAAUUUUCGGACAAACGUCCCACAUAGAUAAAUUCGUAGCGGGUGCCGGUGCAGGUGUCACGGCAGUUUUUCUUACUUACCCUUUAGACACAAUCAGAGCAAGACUGGCUUUUCAGGUGACUGGAGAGCACAUAUACACAGGCAUCCUCCAUGCUGCCCAGACCAUAUUCAAAGAAGAAGGUGGUGCCAAAGCCUUGUAUAGAGGUUUUCUACCCACCUUAGCGGGUAUGGUACCCUACUCAGGACUGUCUUUCUACUGCUUCGAGUACUUGAAAUAUGGUUGCAUAAAAUACUUACCGGAUUUAACGUGUCAUGAGUACGACGGGGGAACGUUGGUGUUAAGUUUGCCUGCCAAACUUUUGUGCGGCGGCAUGUCAGGUGCGAUCGCUCAAAGUGUGAGCUACCCCUUAGACGUGACCCGUAGACAUAUGCAGUUGGCCAUGAUGCAGCCACACACGCACCAUUACGCCAAAGGGAUGUUUUCUACUCUCUACAAGAUCUACCGUAAUCACGGGCUGGUGAAAGGUCUCUACAGAGGGAUGUCCAUCAACUAUAUGCGUGCUAUUCCCAUGGUUGCUGUAUCAUUUUCCACAUACGAGAUGUGCAAACAGUUGUUGCAUAUGGAAGCUGGAUUGAAACUUUCAUAGUUUGUUUCAGAUUGCUUGGUAUCCAGUAUGUUACCGCUAAUAAUAUACAAACGGGUAUCUUGGGUAUCGUCCACUUCGAUAAAAUUAUAUAUUACUUCCUAGACACUGGGCGAGGAAUUAUUGUUAUCGUGUAAACAUUCGAAAAUCUAAAAACCAUGUCACUCAUUUCGUUUGGUGUGUCUGCCUGUCCGUCCGCCCGCUAAUCCUCGACCCAUCUAUAACUUGAGAUGUACCGCUCGGAUUUUGAUAAAAAUUUUCACACAAGGUUGCAACUAUGCCAAGGACGAAAAAGCUUUGCUAGUUUUUGAAAAUCGAUGAAGAGGGUAUAUGAA